GGCGGGGCGGGGCGGGGCGGAGCAAUCUAGCUGCGUAACAGGCUGCGCAAAGGCCUCCGGGAAGCCGGAAGUGAAGCUCGCCGCCAGUUUCUCCCCUCCUCCACGUCCAAAGCUUUCUCUGACUGCUCUCAGUAGCCGGUUUCGGGACUCCCUCCAGACCGCGCCUGCAGCCUCGAGACGAGGCCGGGAAAGCUGGAGGAGCUUCAGGGGGGACUCACUGGGGCUGCUUUGCUGCCUCCACAGGGAGCCUGGAGUGCCCGGGAUGGCCUUGGAGAGGGACAGACUCGCAGCCCAGGAAGCUGUGAUGUUCCAGGAUGUGGCUGUGGACUUCACGCAUGAGGAGUGGCGCCUCCUGUCCCCUCCCCAGAAGGAGCUGUACAAGGAGGUGAUGCUGGAGAAUGCCCGGAACCUGCUCUCUAUGGGGCUUCCAGCUCCCCCACAAGAAGUGAUCUCUUAUUUGGAGCAGAGGGAAGUCCAGUGCAUGCUGAAGCCAGAAGGCCUACAGAGCUGCUGCCCAGAAGGAGAGAUUAGACCUGAAAUGAAGGCAAAUUCAACAGAGGGUAGCUAUCCUGUGGAAGAAAUGGACUUACAAAGAUUCAUGCAUAAACGUCCUGAUAACUUUGCUUCUAGGGAAUUCUGUGUUGCCCGUCAAAAUUCAUCUCAUAUUGAAUACCAAAGAAUGCAAUCUGAGGAAGAAUCUAGUGAAAAUAAUCAGUGUAGAAAGACUUUUAUACACAGAUGCAGUGUUGCUGGACAUGACAGAAUCCAUACUAGCAAGGAACCUUAUGAAUGGAGGCAUCAUGGAAAUACAUUCAUUGAGAGCUCCAAUUUUGCUGGACAUCACAGAAUCUACAAUGGGGAGACACCUUAUGAAUAUAAUCAAGGUGUGAAGGUGUUCAGUAUGAGUUCCCAUCUUGCUAUACAUCAGAGAAUGCACACAGGGGAGACACCUUAUGAAUGUAAGCAAUGUGGAAAGACAUUCACUCAGAAUUCCUGUCUUGCCGUACAUCAGAGAAUGCACAGUGGGGAGAAACUUUAUGAAUACCAGCAGUGUGGAAAGACAUUCACUCACACCUCUAGUCUGGCUAUAUAUCAGAGAAUCCAUUCUGAGGAGAAACCUUAUGAAUGCAAGGAAUGUGGGAAGACAUUCAAACAGAAGUUCCAUCUUGUUCAGCAUCAGAGAUUGCACACUGGGGAGAAACCUUAUGAAUGCAAGCAAUGUGGGAAGACAUUCAAUCAGAGGUCCCAUCUUGCUGUACAUCAGAGGAUGCACACUGGAGAGAAACCUUACGAAUGCAUGCAAUGUGGAAAGACAUUCAAGCAGAUGUCCCAUGUUGCUGUACAUCAGAGAAUCCACACUGGAGAGAAACCUUUUGAAUGCAAGCAAUGUGGAAAGACAUUCAAUCGGAGGUCCAAUCUUGCUGUACAUCAGAGAAUGCACACUGGGGAGAAACCUUAUGAAUGUAAGCAAUGUGGAAAGACAUUCAAGCUGAGGUCCCAUCUUGAUGUACAUCAGAGAAUGCAUACUGGGGAGAAACCUUAUGAAUGCAAUCAGUGUGGAAAGACAGUCACUCGCAUCUCCAGUCUUGCUACACACCUGAGAAUCCACAGUGGGGAGAAACCUUAUGAAUGCAAGCAGUGUGGAAGGACUUUCACCUGUACUUCCAAUCUUUCUAGACAUCAGAAAAUGCACACUGGGGAGAAACCUUAUGAAUGCAAACAGUGUGGAAAGACAUUCACUUGCACCUCUAGUCUUCUUGUACAUCAGAGAAUGCACACUGGGGAGAAACCUUUUAAAUGCAAUCAGUGUGGAAAGACAUUCACUCGCAUCUCCAGUCUUGCUGUACAUCAGAGAAUCCACACUGGGGAGAAACCUUAUAAAUGCAAGCAAUGUGGAAAGGCAUUCAAUCAGAAGUCCAAUCUUGUUACACAUCAGAGAACCCACCUGGGUGAAGUCUUGUGAAUGCCAGUAGUGUGGGAAGACAUUUAGUUGUGGCUUCAAUCAUGCUAUAUGUGAAAACCAUACUAGUGAGAAAAAAAUAAAAACUGUGGAAAUGUGUUCAUAUUCAGUUCCAGUCUUACUAUGUUGUGGAGGAACUUUUCGUCCAUUUUGGGGCAGCAUUGUCGAAUUAGAAAUAUGCUACCCUAAAAACGGAUUCCCAACAUACCAUUUAUCCUGUUCUUACAUGCUGGCAUCGACAGGAUAUAUUUUGUUGGAGCCCUACCUCUCACGCUUCUCUACCUGUCAGAGUAGCUGAGAACAUGGGGAUAUUUGAGCAGCUAGAAAAACUCAAGUCAUGUGGUUCUAUUUUUAAACUAAGUGAAUAUUGUGUGUUAAUCCAAAUCUCAUGUGUUUUAAAAUAAUCAACAAACAGUAUGUGUGUAUAUAUAUAUAUAUGUGUAUAUAUAUAUAUAUAUAUAUAUAUCAGGAUAGAGGCACUGAAUUUAAGAGUACUUUUAUUUAAUUUCAAUAUUUGGUGUUAUAGAGCUUUAUUUACUAUUCAGAAAGGAAUGAAUUGACACAGCAGUGGUGUCUGCAGAACUCCAAAUUCAACUCCAGGCUCCAGCUUCCUUCACCUCCCUAGUGUCACCGUCUACCCACACUCCAUAGGUCACAUCUCUGUGAUCUCCCAUAUUGAGGUAGAGUUCUGCACUGAGUUUAGUGUGAUUCUUAAAACUGCUCAGACUCUACUUAAGAAUAUUUGAGUAAGCUAUUCCCCAUUUUUUACAAUGGAGAUACUUGGUCAGGAAUGUAUUGAGAACUUUAAAAUUACUCUACCCUGCUCAGACAGUGCCUUAGGGGAAGAUAAAGUUGCAAAUUCUUGAUUGAACAAUGAAAAGUCCCCAACUCAUACUUACAGUGAAGCAAAAACCCCCAGUUAAGUGGUCUAUUUUUAGAUCUAAUACAAAAGGGUGCUAAGUACCUAUAAAAGUUUAAUCACUGAUAGGUCAAGCAACUUUCAAAGGCAAGCUUAACAAAAGAGGUGUGAUGUUUUAGUCUACCCAGUGAAGGUGAGAACUAAAAAGUGAUGAGAACUAAGACUGGGCAGUCCUGGGAAAAAGCGUCUACUGUGAUUGGUAGAUGUGAAAAUUUAGGGAAGGUGACAUGAGAAAAUUUAUUUAAAAGGAGAAUGUAGUUUAGUGGUCAUUCAGUUUGGAAGUUUAAUUGGAACUCUGAACUCAGUUCACAGGAAGGUCUCCGAACUCAGUUCAGGAAUUGGAUUUCAGUGGAGGACUGGAGCUUGCUUGAGACUAGCUUGUGGUGAGUGAUAAAGACGGACUCGCUUUUCCUUAAGGCUCAAGUCUAGGCCCUUUCUACUAUUUUCUCUCUGAAUUCCUUUAUUUGUAUUAAUUAAAAUCUCCAUAAAACUCAGCUGACUUGGGGAAUUUUCAUAUUUGGGAAUUUUCCCAUGGUGACCACUUAACUCUAAUAUAAAUCAAGACACUAAAAUUUAUCUUUACAGUUUGGUUGGAACCUUUACAGUUUUGGCAACUCAUAGUCUUGGAAACCCACAUUUUCGCCAUUACAAUAGUGUGGAGGAAUCUCAUUUUGGAUGUGUUGUAGAGAGUGGGCAGGCUAAAAUGGCAAGGCUGUCUAUGGAGAUGAAUUUCUCUCCUGAAUUUCAGGAUAUUCUUGGUAAUUGAAAGGAACAGUGCUGCUAGGAAUGAGUUAUUUGAGAUAAGUAAUUGGUUGCCCUUCCAUAGAAUGGGCCAUCCUUGCAAUUCUAUUUCCUGUCUGUACUUUGGAGGAGUAAUCUCCUUUUCCCUCCCCUCUUGGGGUAAAAUGCCAGAGGCCAAGUGUUUCCAGGGAGCUGCUUUCAGGCCAUGUGGCUGGGGGCAAAAAUAAGGUUUAAGUGGCUACUAUGCUUGAAACCACAUGGAGGCUUGGAAAAAGGAAAAGAGUAGAUUACAGAAAGCAAAAUAAGGCUAAAAUCUGUUAAUUUUACCUCAGUAAUUAACACCCUCUAAUAACAAAAGAUUAACUUCCUUCAGUUUUCUGGAAUUUUCAUCUGGAGAUAUAAUCUUCAAGUUCUGUGUUACUUCCCCCCAGGUGAAAGAAGUUAGGAGAGUUAGAGUCUAAUUGUUGCUAAAACACACAUACAUACAUGGCUUAAGGGGUUACAGUGAACAAUGGUUAUCCAGCCACUGACAAUGUAAAGGAAAGGGAUUUCUACUUUCCCAGCUUCAAGAGACCAGCUCCAAGGACACCCAGCUCAUAGCAGCAGCAACAGUAACAUCAGCAGUAAGAACAGCAGCAGCAGGAGGAAUACCCAAGCAGUGAGAGAGGGAGGGAGGAGAAGGCAACAGCAGCAAAGCCCAGAAAACUGGCACAAGGCACAAGGCAGAAGAAACAUGCUUUCUUUUCAAACUAAUCUAGUUAGAAUUAAGAAAUCUGAACCCUAUUUCUGUGGUCACCAUAAAUGUAAGAUUUAGAUUAAUAUCCAAUGCCUGAAUUAUAUUUUUACAAAGUUUAUUAUCCAACAGUAGGACCAUGUGACCAAGUUGUGUAAAAAUUAAAUCUUAAUACUAAAAAUAUAUUUUAAGCAUUUAUUAGUAAGAAGUUAGAAGUAGUGGAUUAGUUAGAAGGCAAGGAAUAAAGAGGAUACAAAAUAAAUACCACCUGCCAAUGGCUGAUCAGCCAUUUCAAAACCCUUGCCUCACUGCUGCGACCAUGUUCACUGCUUCCUCUGGCAAUGGAGUGGAGACUUGGAGGGGAUGUGACCAAGAAUCUUGAUCAUUUUUGUAGAAGUGCAUAGUAAGCUGAAGAGUUACAAAUGAGAGAUGCUCUCUCGGGAGCCAUCUAGGGGUAUGAUGCCCUGGAAUCAACUUCCCAGCUCCUUUGGUAUGAGUUCGUCAUAGCCCAUCCAUUCACAUUUUUACAAAUGUGGGAUAUCGGAAUUAUAAUUGUAUUUCAUUUCAGCUACUAAAAUGGACCCUUUACCUCUUAUUACAAAUAACUCACAGGCAGGCAAAAUUUUCAUAGUUGUUGAAAGAAAAACAGAAAAGCCUCUUGAUCCGGACCUGUUUGAUUCAAAUCGUUCCUCCUCCCUCUGCCGCUCCUGGUCUCUCUCGCUCACCUGGUGCCCGCCCUUCCUGCAUGGUCAGCAAUCCAGACCUGUGCUCUCAAUCAUCUAGCAUCCCGCCCGCCCAGACCCAGCUAACUCUAGCCUCAGAGCAGAUCGCUCAUCGCCCCAGGCCCAAGACUCACUUCCACCAGCUGGUAAAAAAUUGGGAUGUUUUUUCUUUAGGCUAUAAUUAGCCUCCACAUGGACUGGGGGCAGGGAAUAGCACUGGGGGAGAAAGAAAGAAGGAAGAUACUUUUCCAAACAGGAACUUAAAGAAUGGCUACUUUAAAAGGAUAUCUUUUGACUGUACUGAUUCUUAUUUAUUUCACCUUAGUGCCAGGGGAAUAAUUCAGCUCCCUGAAACUCUUUAGCCAAAUUUGAGCUGCUUCACAAUGGGGAGUCAGCUCAGUGGCUCAGUGAAUUGAGAGCCAGGCUUAGAGAUGGGAAGUCCUUAGUUGAAAUCUGGCCUCAGACACUUCCUGGCAGUGUGGCCAUGGGCAGGUCAUUUAACCCCAAUUGCCUAACCAUUACCAAUCUUCUGCCUUCUGACAAUAGGCAUCUAAAUGGAUAAAAAGAACCCAAGGAACUUUAAAGAAACUGGAGGUUAUAUUUUUAAGGUUUUUCAGACUCCAAUGUUUUAUAAUAAUCUCUGUAUUCUAUUGCGUUUUACUGAUUGGUUUGUUUAAGAUUUAACUUUGUGAUUUAAGUUCAUAUAUUACUGGAUUCAAUACUAUUCUGUUAUACCAAAUAAUUUUAAAGUACUGGGUUUUAACUACUGUUAGUUUUUCCCCCUAUAACCAUACUGAACAAACAUUAUCAAGUAGGCCCAUAUAAAAAGAACUUUUGUAUUUUUGACUUUGUAAAUUAGAGGAUAGGUGGAUUUCAUCAGAAAAAUUGUUAUAUAACAACCUUUGGAAAAUUUAAUGAGCUAAAUAUCUCAAAUUGAUUUUAAGGGUUCUUUAGACACGAUUUUUAGAAUGUUUCUGAACAAUAUCUGGUCAUUUUGCCUACCCCUAAAACAAGGUAAGGCCCAUUUUAGUAGCUGAUGGGUAAUACAAUUAUACUCCCAACUCCCACAUUAUGAGAAUGUGAAUGGAAGCUGGGAGUUAAUGCCAGGGCCUGUAGAACUCCUGGAAGACUCCCAAAAGAGGAACAUCUCUCAUUUAUAACAUUUUAACUCAUUUUACUUCCACCAGAAUGAUAUGUAGAAUUCUUGAUAAUGUUCAGAACCAGAAAUAAGUCUUACUUUGUUUAAAAAUGUGUUUACCAAGGUUCAAAGAUUUGCUAUGUUUUUAAAAAUUGUGACAAAUAUCCAUCAGUUUAUAGGGUAUUGAAAUGCCAUAUAGCAACUGAUGUGAAAAAAAUGAUAGUGUUUGUUUGCUAUUAUAAUUAACUGUAGUAUUGAGAAUUUUGGGGAUACUGAUUCCUACAUAUUUGUAAUACUGUUCUUUAUUUAAAAAAUGUUACCUUGUGAAAUUAAUUUGCUUGUACUCACAGUGGAUCAUGGCCAGAUAUGAAGAGGAAAUGGAUCUCAUUUUUGGUGAGAAAGUCUUGUAUAUUUUUUUAGCUAACAUGGUGUGUCAAUGAUUAUAAGCUAUAUUUUUGAAUUUUUAACACUUUAAUUAUAUUUUUCUUGCAUGUGCAAUAUACUAUUUCAGAAUUUUUCUCUCCUUUUUAUAUUUGAAGCACAUGUCAACAGUAUUAAGAUUUUCUUCAACGUUUUUAUUUAGCAGUAAUACAAGUUCAGAAUACAUUUGCUAUAAUGUCAAUGCAUGCCCCAAUAGCUUGAGACUAUAAAAAUGAUGCCACUAAUUGUUUAAACAAAAUUAUGGGACUUUGCUUAAUGAUUCUGAUGCCAGGACAAAAUGUACAAAAGAGCCAUUGCACAGGGCCAAAGAUAAACCAAUCCAGGAUAGAUUGAUGCACUUCUAAGCCAAUACAGAGGACUUGAACCUAGUGUGAAGACUCAAGGUUGAAAUGCUUGACAUAUGUUAAGACGUAGGCCUUCCUUGUAUCUACACUCACUCUGAAAAUACUUACAGGUGAGUAUCCCAAACCUGGCUCCUAUAAUCUAGUCCCUUUUCUGUCUUUCAUAAUGUGGCAAAAUUUCUGUAAUUCUGGCUACUGACUGGGUAAAUGCAUCAUUGCUUACAUCAUUUUAAUUGGGCCCUGAUUCAAGGACCUGUUAUAGAUUUACUUUUACGUGGAAUAUUUACACAGAAGACUUUGAUAGUCUAUAUAUUCAUCCAGAAAUUUUCUUUUUUUUUGUUUUUUUUUCUGAUGUGUUUUUAAUUUCUCUUGCAAAUUGAUUCAUAUGCCUCAUAACUCAGCCAUGCAUCCCUAAGUGAUCCUGUGUUUUUCAAUCACCCUCUUCAUGGGGAAAUGUAAAAAUAUUAUUAUUUUACAUUGCAAAGUUUAAAUUUCUUUUAAGAAAAAUAUUAGGUAAAGAAACAUGAUACCUCUCUGAAUCCAGAAACUGACCUGUUUGGAGAAGACACCAUGAAGAUGCCUCCAGUCCACAAACUGCAGGAGAAGAUUAAGAAUGAAAUUUGGGUGUGGUUGAUUGAACAUUUAUUUGUAUGUAUACUUUCAUGCCAAAGGGGACUGCCCCCUAAUUGGCUUUUGUCUGCAUCUAGCAACUUUUGCUUUUGUUCUUUGUUCCUCUUAUCCUCAAAUUAUUGUAAUCCUUAAAUUGAUUAUGUUUUCAUGAUCCUUUUGGGGAAAAUCUUUUCCCAAAAGAUCAAACAGAAUGUAAAAAUGGAGAUUUGAACCCAGAUUUCAAUCCCCAGAAGUCCUUGGAACUUGCCAGAGUUUCCCAGAAUGUCACCUGAGUGCGAGAUCACCAAUUAUUAAUUAAGGGGGCUCUCCACCUACUUGUUCUCUCUUCCUACUUCAGCUUCUUAGCACAUACGGCUCUCUACCAGGCAGGCAAGAUGUGGAGUGAGUGGUUGUGAAUGGGCUCUCUGGGCCUAGACACGUGCUUUCUAUGUUUGUAUUUUCUUUAUUUCUUAAUCUUUAAUAAACCUCUAAAAAUAUAA
This is a messenger RNA of Monodelphis domestica (gray short-tailed opossum), 8104 nucleotides long. Its product is annotated as zinc finger protein 383-like. Gene Ontology annotation, molecular function: DNA-binding transcription repressor activity, RNA polymerase II-specific; RNA polymerase II cis-regulatory region sequence-specific DNA binding. Gene Ontology annotation, cellular component: nucleus; nucleoplasm. The record is from RefSeq and is a predicted model, not a curated record. Gene Ontology annotation, biological process: regulation of immune system process; negative regulation of transcription by RNA polymerase II; regulation of cytokine production. NCBI's taxonomy places the organism in Eukaryota, Metazoa, Chordata, Mammalia, Didelphimorphia, Didelphidae.